AUGGAAGAGGAUCUCCGUCUCCGUCGUGAUUUCCACUCGCCGUCGUUCUCCGAGUUGAAUCGCUCCGGUUUUUACUCUGACUCCUCCGCCACCACCGUCGAUAACGCUCCGUUUCAGGACAAGUCUAGACGAUGGACAGAUCAACUGCAUAAAUUAUAUCUGAGUUCUUUAGAGGCCUCAUUUGUGAAUGAGUUGCAUCGUUCUGUACAUUUACGUGGUUGGAGCUUUCACACUAAUGCUGAUGAAACAUAUAAAUGUAGAACUCUGCAAAAUACACCUACUACUCCUAGACAGUCUCUGGAUCUACAAGAUGGCUGCCAGAAGAAGAUCAACCUUGAAAAAAUUUCUCCCGUGUUAGAGAGCACAGCUGAUUCUCAUGUUCUUACAGGAAGUGAACCGGGACAUGCAAUGCUAGAUAAAGCUUGUAGUUUGAGAGAGCCUUGUACCUAUGACCAUGGAUUACUUUCUGAUGAGGAAAUUCAUGCCAGUGGGAGUUCAUCAUUUGCCAACAAGUCAGCAAGAAGUUGUUUGGAGAAGCAAUGCUCAUUCUAUGGAGAAUCGGGUUGCAGUACUACAGAGGUUGCUGAUCAAAACUUUAAAGAUGAAGUAGCCAGUUCAAGCAGCAGCGUGCCAAUGGCUAAAAGGUUGAAAACAGUUGCAGCUAACGGUUCAAACACCGAUCAAAUUGUACCUUUCGAAAAGUUUCAGACAACUGAUGUUUCAACUAUUAGUAAUGCAACUCCAGAGAAUGAAGGACAUGAACUAAUAUUUCAUCUCCCACAGAGAUAG
Messenger RNA from Vicia faba (fava bean), 789 nucleotides. Lineage: Eukaryota; Viridiplantae; Streptophyta; Magnoliopsida; Fabales; Fabaceae. The record is from the annotation of a GenBank genome assembly.